AUGUCGCAUCAAGUCAAAAUCCCACCCGUCGGAGAAUCGAUCACCUCUGCUCUCGUCGCUACUUGGCAUGUCACCGAUGGUGCUAACGUGAGCAAGGGCGAGAAACUCAUGAGCAUGGAGACCGACAAAGUGUCGAAUGAGCUCGAGGCCGAAGUGCAUGGCGUCAUUAAAAUUAUCGUGCCAGAAGGCGAGGAGGUCGCUAUUGGCACCGUGGUCGCCGAAAUCUCUGAAACAUCUCCCUCAAGCUCAGAGGCAACCACGGACUCAUCAGAAAAAGAGUCAAGCCAGGCCGAGGCAAAGCUCUCUCCACUUCCCGCUGAAAAAAUGGAAGCUAAAGAUCCCAUCGCAAUUGUCGUGCCUCCCUUCGGCGAAUCAAUUACCUCCGCCACGGUGGCGAAAUGGCAUGUGACCGAAGGAGCAUCAAUCAACAAAGGCGAUAAACUUGUCUCACUAGAAACAGAUAAAAUCUCGAACGAUCUCGAUGCCGAAACCAGCGGCUCUGUAUCGAUUACGAUCCAAGAAGGAGAAGACGUAGAAAUUGGAACAGUGCUCGGCGAAAUCACCCCCGGUGCUGGAACCGCUGAGGCGAAUGUUCCCUUUGCCGAAGGAGCUACAGAAAAACCUGCUUCUUCCGGAUCCGAUCAGCCUGCUGAUAAAGUUGUCGAUCUCGCUUCAGCCUCGCAGAGCGCUGCUCCCAGCAGCGCCAAGCCAGUGGACACUGAACCGAACGAUGAUGAAUCUCGGGUCACGCGCAAGAAGAUGACUCCGCUACGCCGAAAAAUUGCCGAUCACCUCGUCAAUGCACAGCAAACCGCCGCCAUCCUCACGACCUUUAAUGAAGUCGAUAUGUCGGCCAUUAUGAAGCUCCGCAAAAGUGUGCAAGAAGACUUCAUCGCCAAGUACGGUGUGAAGCUCGGCUUUAUGUCUCUCUUUGUGAAGGCCGUGGUUCAAGCUCUGAAGGAAGUGCCGCAAGUCAAUGGACGGAUCGAUGGCACAGACAUCGUGCAGAAUCAUUUUUAUGAUAUUGGUGUCGCCAUCGGCACUCCGAAAGGCCUCAUCGUCCCGGUCGUCCGUGAUUGCGAUCAGAAAAGCUUCGCUGAGAUCGAGCAAGCUAUCAUCUCCUAUGCCACCCGUGCGAAAGAAGGCCAGCUUGAGCUCUCUGAUCUACAAGGUGGAGUCUUUACCAUCUCCAAUGGCGGAGUUUAUGGCUCACUGCUGAGCACCCCGAUUCUGAAUCCUCCACAGAGCGGAAUUCUCGGAAUGCACACCAUCCAGCAACGUCCUGUGGCUGUCGAUGGAGAAGUGGUUAUUCGUCCUAUGAUGUAUCUCGCCAUGAGCUAUGAUCACCGAAUCGUCGAUGGAAAAGAAGCGGUCAGCUUCCUCAUUCGGAUCAAAGAUUGCCUCGAAAAUCCAACACGCAUGAUGUUGGAAGUGUAA
This is a messenger RNA of Nerophis lumbriciformis (worm pipefish), 1437 nucleotides long. The record is from RefSeq and is a predicted model, not a curated record. NCBI's taxonomy places the organism in Eukaryota, Metazoa, Chordata, Actinopteri, Syngnathiformes, Syngnathidae.